Suillus clintonianus is the source of this 1388-nucleotide messenger RNA. RefSeq lists its product as uncharacterized. The transcript is spliced from 7 exons. The record is from RefSeq and is a predicted model, not a curated record. NCBI's taxonomy places the organism in Eukaryota, Fungi, Basidiomycota, Agaricomycetes, Boletales, Suillaceae. The coding region runs from base 1 to 1245 and encodes 414 amino acids.
AUGUCCUUCGACUUCUCUAUCCCACCUGCUGGUUCCCAGCCACGGGCAUUAUCAUCAUUCCAAUUAUCUGGUUCACCCGACCGUUCCGAGCCAGGAACUCCUUUGAAUUCAAGUUUGCUGAUGAGCCCUACUGGCUACCAACGCACUUCUGAAUCCCCGCCUUCAAGUUCACGUCAACCACAAAUUGACCCAAAUCUCUUUGCAGACGAAUUGUCUGCCCUCUUUGUGGACACACUUGCCAACCAAUUUGGCCUUGGCGACGCAGAACAGGACUUACGGAAAAACCUACAUGGUUUUGCUAAGCUCGGUCAUGGAUUGAGCAAAUCUGACCUUGCAACUAGAACUUAUCUCCUCGGCAGUAUAUUCUGCAUUCUCAAGGAGCAACGCAUGAUUGCUGCCUCUCACCAGUCAACGCAAACACUUCUCGCAGACUUACAAAUCCGGCUGGAAGCCACAUUUUCGCUUAGUCCGGAGCAACGAACAAACAUACGCAUUGUGGGAUGUGAUCUCAUUUUUGAUCCUAAUAGAAUAACUUUCAUGACACUGCACUUUGAUGUGGCGGAUCAUCUACGUGAAGAUCGCGAGGCCUUUAAACUCACAAAUAUCUAUGGAAACCCAGCUAGGGAACGUUUCCUGACCAUCUAUAUCAAAUGUCAGUGUUCUAGUAUCCGUAAUUCGUUUCGCGAGUUGCUACGUGACAGUGUCAUCGGCGAUAACACAAGCACACUAUCAGACUUUAUUUAUGAUAGUUCGAAUCGUUUCCGUCGGGCAGGUGGAAAUUCAGACCUUGGACAUGCAACCCGUGCCCGUUUGGCCAUUUUACGCCGUUUUGCAUACGAAAACCCUCAUUUGCUUGACCGGGCAGAGGAAGAAGAUGAAAGUCCCACAACACCGAGUGCAGAGGACAAUGGUGAAGACUCACCCAUCGGAGAACCAGCCAAGAAGAAGCGCAAGCGUGGUCAAGGCGGGCGCAUUGUCAAAGGCGAGGACUUCUGGUCCAAAGUCGAAAUGUGGUUUGAGGCACGACAGAAGCAGUGGGGAGACUCGUGGGGGACAACAGGCUGGUCUUCAUACAUCAACCAAACCAUCGAGCUCGAUACCCACCGCUACCAGAGGCCAGUCGUCCAAAAUCUGUUCAUGAUUGAUGUCAUUGUUCCAGAGGCUUACAGGGCACACGGAUCUUCUGCUGCUUCCCUGAAGCAGAAGGCCCUAGGAAGUAUGGAGGACAUUUUGAGGCUCGUUUGAGGGAGCCAACACCUGUACAUAGGCCCAGCACGUUCAUUAGAAUUCUGACUCGAAAUUUCAACACCCUAUAGCUAGUUUCUUUAAUAUAAAUCCCCCAUAAUUCCAAAGCUAGCUUAGUCGACGAGGAACAAUAUUCACCUGAG